Messenger RNA from Perca flavescens (yellow perch), 1130 nucleotides. It is a transcript of the gene mpz, whose product is annotated as myelin protein zero. Bases 152 to 838 code for a protein of 228 amino acids. The record is from RefSeq and is a predicted model, not a curated record. Lineage: Eukaryota; Metazoa; Chordata; Actinopteri; Perciformes; Percidae. The transcript is spliced from 6 exons. Gene Ontology annotation, biological process: myelination. Gene Ontology annotation, cellular component: plasma membrane.
UCCUGGCGGCCUGCAACCCCUCCACUCACACUUUCUUUCUUUCUCCUCCUUCCACUCACUCACUCUCCCUCCAGAGUGGGACUCUUCCUCGACAGACUCCUGUCAGGUCUGCAGCAUCCGUCUUUUGGGAGCUCCCUAGAAGCCAGAAACCAUGCUGACGUUUUUGGCGCUGGCGUCGGUUGUCCUCCUGGGAAUAGUGCCUGAGCAGUCCCAGGCCAUUAUGAUUUACACCGGCUGGGAGCGCCACGCCCUGGUGGGUGGCGACAUCCGUCUGUCCUGCUCCUUCUUCUCUUGGCGCUGGACCUCGGAGGAAGUCACCUUCUCCUGGACAUACAGGCCUGAUGGCGCCCGGGACAGCAUCUCUAUCUUCCACUACACCGGUGGUGAGGCCUAUGUGGACAACAAGGGCCCGUUCAGGGACCGGUUGGAGUUUGUGGGGAACCCGGGCCGCCGCGACGGCUCCAUCCUGAUCAAGAACCUGGACUACAACGACAAUGGCACCUUCACCUGCGACGCCAAGAACCCCCCUGACAUUGUGGGCCGGCCCUCCAGCGUGCGCCUGCUGGUCUUUGAGAAGGUGCCGAUCCAGGCUGGUGUGAUCACAGGCGCCAUCAUCGGGGUGGUGCUGGGCCUGCUGGUGCUCAUCGUGGUCAUCUACUACCUAAUGAGGUUCCUGGUGGCGCGCCGCGUCUUCAGCCUCAGUGUCAGCAAACAUGGCAAGAAAAAGAAAGAGGGAUCACAGCAGAGACAGGGCCCCGUGCCUGCCGCCGACCCCUCGAAGGUGAAGGCGGCCGCCUCCGAAAAGAAGAAGCAGGAGUCACGCAAGGAUAAGAAAUAGGAUACGGGGAUGGGCUGGGGCGGGCUCGCCAGCCGGCUGCUCCAGCCCGUACGCCUGGCGGUGGCCAAGGCCCAGCCCAAGCAUCAGCAGCGAACCGUAGCCAGAAAGACGGAGAGGGUGGUGGUGGGAGGAGGGGAGGAGGGCCCGGGCCGGGUGCUGAUGACCAUCGAUCUGGAGCUGACCCGCAAAAACGGGGAGGAGAGGCCUGGCGGCGAGGGAGGGAUGGGGAGCUCCAAAGCGCUUGGCUUCCUCUCCCAAAUCGCCGACCAGCUCACCUUCACAAAAUAAACCG